AUGAGCGCCUCUGAAUCUACAGAUGAAAACUUACAAUACACAUACCACACUAAAUCAGAAACUUCAGUACCUAAAGCUUCAGGAAGAAGCGAUACCCGGAAUACUCCUUUUGAAGGUCCUGGUGUUGCAGAUGUUAUAGUGGGCAAUGAACCAAUCAGAAGACCUGCUCUAUAUAAAAGACCUGAAACAAAUAUUCCUAACAUAUGUGUUGAACCGUCUUCACAGAACUUCAAGAGUCAUUUGAAAAAAUUGCAUAUUGCUGUUAAUAAGAUUUUGGAAAAUGACCGCCUUACUAAAUAUAGAAAUCCGUCAAAAAAGAAUUUAAAAGAAAAUCAGGAAGCUUGUGAGAAAAUGUUGGAUGCCGUUAGAGAGCUCGGGUCAUUUAUUGUUCAGCGUCGAAACACAUCUCCAAUUAGUCAUCGCAUUCGAUCUACUAAGGAAGUGCAGUCCCGCUUUUCUAUGAGAGUGCGAUCAAAAAGCACUACCCAUGAUGAUUCAAUUAGCCAUAAACGAAAUUUAACAGUAAAGAUGGGGCGUAGUCUCAAAUCAGUCAGACGUACUACAUCACUGACUAAGAGGUCAAAAUCUCCAAUCAAGCGCUCAUUUUCCCCUUAUCCGGUGUUUGAUACUGAAUACUCCUGCUGUUCCAAAAAGUUAGAAAAUUUCAAGGGUGUAGAUACAAAAUAUAGAUUUCCAGUCAAAAGCAAUACUUUUAUAGCUUCAAACCAGGAAACUGAAAGUGUCCAGGCUUCAGAAGAUUUUACACAUUCAGAGAUUGCUUGUUUAGAAGCUGAAUUAUCACAUCGUGAUUCUUUAAUCCAAUAUUUAUCAGCAGAAUUAUUAAAACUACAUCAAGAUAAUGAUAGAAUAUUUAAUGAAUAUGAAUUACAAGAAGCUAAUUUAACUAAAUAUUUACAUUCAUUAAGAUCACGUUUAAUUGAAACAGAUCAUAAUUUAGAUCAACAACAAUACAAUACUACUACCAAUACUACUAAUACUACUAAUAAUCCUACAACUAUUAUCCAUUCUAUGAAUACUGAUUACAUAACACAUAUUAAUCAAUCAAUAUCUGAAACUAUCCAUUACAAUAAUACAGAUUCUAUUAUACAUCAUUUCGCUAUAGACAUUCAUAAUAAAUUAAUUCAUCCCGGUAAUUUAAAUCCAAUUCAAAAGAUACAACAAUCAUUUCUAUCUGAAUUACAAGAACUUCGUAUAGCAACAGAAAAUCUAUUGACUUAUUGGGAAGUAAAGAAUCAAGAAGUUAAUUAUUUUACUAUAUGUCAACAAUUUUUUAAUGCAUUACUUCAUUUUUGUAUGAUUUCAAUGAAACAAUCAUCUCCUAUUGAAGAAUCAGAUCCAUUUAAAGAUCCAAAUUUGAAUGAUUUACAAAUGAAAGCUAAUCAUGCUGAACAACAAAUUAUUGAUUUAUCAAAUGAAAUAAAAAAUUAUCAAAUUGAACUUAAUCAAUUAAAUGAAAAACUUAAAAAAACCCACAUAGCAACAACUAAUAAUAAUGAGAAUUAUCCAUUACUUAGUAACUAUUUUCUAUCUUCAACAAAUUCUUCUUCUAAUAUUGAAAAUAUAAAUUUUAUAGAUAAUCAAUUUAUGGAAACUAAUCAAUCACAAUGUAUAUUAUCAUUAGAUAGAGGACCAAGUUUAUUAGAAGAUCCAACUAGAAUACCACCACCAUUGAAGUCUACAACAAUGGAAAGUGAUAUUUCAACCAUAUCUAUUUAUAAUUCAAUCAAUAAUGUACUUCAACGUUUAUUGGUGUUGCUAUCUAAAAAAGAAUCAAAGUUACCAAGUAAAGAUUCUACAUUAUGGGCUGUUAAUAAAGAAGAUUAUGAUACAUUACAUGAAGCAUAUCAUAUAAUUGAACAAUUUCAAUGGUAUAUGCAAAAUAAUAUACCUUCAUCAUCAUCAGUUAAAUCAUCUAGUGUAGUUGAAUCACAAUCUUCAUUGUCAACAUCAGCCUAUUAUAUACCAGAAUCCAUUAAUAUUGAAAUCAAUAGAACAAAUGAAACUGAUACAUCAACAUCUAUUGAAGUACCAUCUAUAACAAAUUCUGAUAAUGAGACAAUUAUUAGCUUCACAGAUCAGUCAAUUACUACUGCUGCUUUAACUUGUAAUCAACAUAAGAUCAAAGAUAGUCAAGAAAUAAUUAAGAAGGUAAAUGUUGAAUCAUUUAAAGUAAAAGAAUCAUCUUAUACAAAGUAUACAACAAAAUCAAUUCAAUUAACAGAUAUGUAUACAUCUACAAGUGAUCUAUUAACAUUGUUUAUUAGUAAAGAUCAUAAUGAUCAGUUGGAUAUGCAACAGUUUAAACAAAUGAAUGAUCAGUCAUUAUCAACAGAUGAUCUCAUUCAGACAACAUUACUAGAAAAAUCAGCUUUACGUGAGUUACAAGGGAAGUUUAAAUGUUUAAAAGAUUCUUGUACCCAUUUGAUUAGUCAAUAUCAAAUGUUUAAUCAGAUAUUAUGUGAACAAUUAAAUUCUGUUCAUUCAGCAUUUAAUGAAUAUAAAUCUAAUAUAUCUUUUUCUAUUUCCUAUCAAUGUAAAGAUGUAUGUGAUUCAUUUAUUCAAACUGAUUCCUUCAGUAAUUUGCACCUACUGACUACUGACACAUCACAUAGACAAAUACCAUUAGACCAUGGAGAUUUACAUGAAGUCGAAUACUAUCAUAGUUCAUGGCCAACAGCUGAAGUCAUCCCGAGCGAUACCAUAAUAUCAUGUCAAUCAGUGUUAUCAACAGAUAGUUGUACAUCUGAAUUAUCUCAAUUAAAACAAGAGUAUGAAAUUUUACAAUCAAAAUUACAAAAAUCUGAAAGGGAAGUAGACGUAUUACGAAACAGCCUAUCAGAUAUCGAAAAUCAUAUUACAUUAUCUAUAACCGAUCAUCAUUUUAUCAAAUUACAGCGUAUUCUAGAUGGUGGAGGAUUUCCUGAUGUACAAUCAUUGACUAAAGCAUUUUUAAAUCAAAUUAGCACAAUUCUAUCUAAUUUAAGUCAAAAUAUACCAGAUCAAGAUCAUCAUAUGAAAUAUGAAUCAAUCGAUCCAUAUCUUACUGACGAAUAUGAUCAUCAAAAACAUCGACUUUAUUCAGCUGAACAAUCUUUUAUCCGUCUAACUGAAUUACAUGACAUUUUACAACAACAAAUCCUAAAGAAGCAAAAUACUUUAGUUGAACCGAUUGAACAGGAUACUUAUCCAUUCAACCGAGAAAUCGACAGAUUACUACAAGAUGAAAAAUGUGAAAUCACGGAUUUGGAAUUGACAGAAAAACUUCAAUCUGCGCUAAAUGUUAUAUAUGAAGAAUUAUCUUCAUGUCAACAACUAGUUGAGAAACUGUUGAGUGAAAAAACAGAACACUGCAAACUUAUUGCUAUGCAAGCAUCACAAAUAGAAGAAUUGACUAAGAAAUUAAUUGAUUAUGAUUGUAAAUUAAAAGCUUAUUCAAGAGAGCAUAACAUUGUCCGACGUAAUCAAGAGAUGUAUAAUAGUAGUUGCUAUGAGAACAAUGAAGAAAAAAUGAAAAAUGAAUAUCAUAUAUAUCACCAUGAUUCAAAUAUUAAUGCAUUUAUGGAUUCGUCGACAAAAGAGAUUAAAAGUAA
Schistosoma rodhaini is the source of this 3611-nucleotide messenger RNA. NCBI's taxonomy places the organism in Eukaryota, Metazoa, Platyhelminthes, Trematoda, Strigeidida, Schistosomatidae. The record is from the annotation of a GenBank genome assembly.